UGUUUUUUAUUUUUUUUUAUUUUUUACCCACUAAAUAUUUAACCUUUGCUAAAUAUUAAUAAAAUCUCGUAAUUAAUUACCAAACGCUAUAUACAACUGCAAGAUAUUGACGCUAAAUAAAAUUAACAGUAGUCCAUUUUUUUUUUCAAUCUUACGACCAAUAUUUGUCUUCAUGGUUCCUAUCAUUUUUUAAGUCCUAUCCAAUCCUACUUCUUAUUUUUAAUCUAAUGUCAUGAGUUUGAACCCACCAAUGUCGGUUGGUAACUACCCACAUACCAUAACUUAAUUAGGUGAAUGAUCAUUCCAACACCUACCAAAACUUUUUGUCUAUAAAACCCAACAUUGGUUCAAACCCAAACAUUUAACUUAAAGAUCCAUUCAUACAACUUAAAAGAAAAAACAAUGGCAAACGAGAGAGCCGGGGCCGAGAUCAUGUAUGGGGAUGAAGGGUGUCGUCGCUACUCCAUUGAUCUCCUUGAAGAGCUCGGUUUCCCAAAAGGCGUUCUCCCACUCAAAGACUUUGUGGAGUGUGGGAGAGUUCGCCAGACCGGUUUUGUUUGGAUUAAGCAAAAGGGUCCAUAUGAACACUUUUUUGAAGAGACUAACACACAUGCCAACUAUGCAACAGAGAUAAGUGCAUAUAUUGAAAAAUGUAAGAUGACGAAAGUGACCGGGAUUAAAAUCAAAAAAAUGAUGAUGUGGGUUCCUAUUGUUGAGAUGAGCAUGGAAAAUGAAAAAAGUUCCAAGAUUUACUUCAAGACCUCGGUUGGAGUAGGAAAGUCGUUUCCGGUGACUGCGUUUAUGAUUAAUGAAGAAAAGAAGAAGUACCCUAAGCAGUCGAAGUGAAUCAAGUUUGAUUUCUAGUAACUUUCUUAUCAUAAUAUCAUAAACGUGUUCUUAUAUUUGAAAAAUGAGAAUGCUACUUACGAGAAAUAUACAUAUAAAAUAAUUUGUUAGGAUUUUUGAAUAAGUAACUCACAAUUUCUGUCAAAUUUGGAUCGUUAUUGGUUCUUUAUGAAAUUAAAUGGGUUACCUUUUAAAUUUUUGUAUUUGCUAAAAAGAUUAAAAAAAUACAGAAAUAUGUUAGAUUGAAAAAAGACCGA
Lactuca sativa (garden lettuce) is the source of this 1103-nucleotide messenger RNA. RefSeq lists its product as uncharacterized. NCBI's taxonomy places the organism in Eukaryota, Viridiplantae, Streptophyta, Magnoliopsida, Asterales, Asteraceae. The record is from RefSeq and is a predicted model, not a curated record.